AUGCGCCCACGGAACUUCUCCAGCAGCGCCAAGAGUUCGUCUGCUGUCAAGCGCCCCUCCACGAACGGAAUCUCGCCCCUGUCCGGGUGGGUCUGCUGCGCCGACGGAUGGACUUCCUGCGUCUCGGACUUGGCUCAGCUCGGCGUCCGUCGCAUCGUCCUCCAGCGUGAGCAUCCAGACCCGCUCCCGAUCACCCCCAGGCGAGGGUGUACUGUGCUCGGCAGUGUAUACGGGCACGCCCGCGUGCGUGAAGAACUCUUUCCCGCGCUCGUCCCUGAGGAGCUUGAUCUGAUCAAGGUAGCCUGCAGAAAAGCCGGCAGAAGAAGAGACCAGUCCUGGGGGCACAUCGGGCCGCAGCCAGCGUGGCGAUCACGAGGUGGCCCGCCAUCUGCCACACGAUGGAUGUAUAGAUAA
Prorocentrum cordatum is the source of this 414-nucleotide messenger RNA. Lineage: Eukaryota; Dinophyceae; Prorocentrales; Prorocentraceae. The record is from the annotation of a GenBank genome assembly.